AUGAGUAUUCCAGAUCUCCUCACCCACGAGGGCCCCACUGUUAGGAGACAAUCAUGGCACUUUCUUGACCCACCAAUCGAAAACAAGUGGAGGAAAAAUCAAGAGGCUUUUGGAGGAUUUGAAGAAGGGAAAAAUAGCAGAUUCACCAGGACACUGCCAAAUGUGACAGCUACACACCAAUGGAACUUGAGAGUGAGAAGGUGCUUGACAUACAAACAGAACAGAGCAAUGAGGGUAUGCCCCAUUCACAUCACAUGCAGGAAUGACCUGGCUCCCAGUCGUCCCGAGCACCAGCUAACCAACUCCACAAAUCUGAGACUCCUGUGGAAUUGGACACCCCGACUCGUGGGCUGCACCCCUGCCUGGGAGCUGCCUCAGUCCUCGUUCUGCUGCCCCAGUCCCGCCCUGCGCCCUGAGAAAAUUAUGAGCAGAGUUUUCACCGCCCAUUUUACCUCCAUUAAUAUACAGCCAAAACCGGGGGUCCGAGCCAUCCAGUAUUUUGAGAAAGAGCGUGACUAUGACUCGGAGGAUGAAGAGUACACCCAUGUCCGGGUUGUAGGCUAG
Molecule: messenger RNA, 564 nt
Organism: Knipowitschia caucasica
Lineage: Eukaryota; Metazoa; Chordata; Actinopteri; Gobiiformes; Gobiidae
Source: the annotation of a GenBank genome assembly